UAGGCAAGGAUCCGCCUCCCCUGUUCCAAAUUUUCGGUCAAGCUCCAUCUUCUUCAUUCUGAUCAGUUUCUUCUCCUGCUUCAAGAACAAAACACCUACACCAAUAUUCUAGUUUUAAAUCUCCAUGGCACCACCAAAACGACUCCGCAUCACUCCGCUCGAUGAUCCACCCACCGCCUACUCCUCCGAUGACGACCAACCGCCUUCCUCCAAAAAGCCAGAAGAUGAAGUAGUCGAUGAAGAAGAAGUUUCAGAAGAAGGAGAAGAAACUGAUCAGAAUGAAGAAGAUGAAGAAGAAGAAGAAGGUUCUUCAUCCGAAGAAGAACAAGUUCAACCUCCUUCCAAAAAUCCUCCACCUUCUACCCCAAUCUCAAACCCUAAACCCGAGUCCGGUUCCGAAUCGGAGUCUGGUGCCGAAUCCGGAUCUGAAUCUGAUUCUGAACAAGAACCUACUCCACCUAACGCCAAAGUCAAGCCUCUCGCAUCAAAGCCCAUGAAAGCCCAACCACAAGCCCAAUCUACUCCCGUACCGGCCAGAUCUGGAACAAAGCGUGCCAACGAAAACGGUUCCAAACCUGCUAAGAAGAAAACAAUCGCCGCUGGCGGCGGUGGUGGUUCUGAGAACGAAGCGGAUGGAGACGGUGACGUGAAAAUGACCGGGGAAGACUCUAAGAAGAUGAAUCCGAGAGUCUUCACUGAAGAAGAUGAGAUUGCCAUUCUGAAAGGUCUCGCUGACUUCAUUUCCAAAACUGGUAAUGAUCCGAUGAAGGACCUGGUGGCAUUUCAUAGGUUUGUGAAGAAAUCUAUUCAUGGUGAUGCGACUAGCGAACAGCUGAAGCGGAAGGUUCGUGGUUUGAAGAUGAAGUUCAAAGACGGUGGUAGUUUUACUAAAGAGCAUGAUAAGAGAGCUUUUGAACUUUCCAAAAAGGUUUGGGGCAAUACUGAAGGCAAUAAUGGAGGCAAUGAAGGGGAAGAAAAUGGGAAAGUGAAUGAGAAAACUCCGAAGAGUACUAAGAAGGAAGCUCCUGUGAGAAACAAUUGUUCUGCUAAGAAAGAAGUAGUUGCCAAGAAUGGUGCUGGAAAAGAUGAGGGUGUUGUUGAUAAAAGCUUGGCUUUGAGUGAAAUGUGUAAAUUUGGUGAAGCUGCGGGGUUAUCCUUGUUGAACAAGGCUAUGGAGAGGGGAAUGGGAUUGUUGGAGGAGUCUAAGGCUGAUGAGUUUGAUGAGAGAUGGAGAAAGGUUCAAAUUGCGGAGAUGGAACUGUCUGUGACUCGAGGGCAACUGCUCAAGGAUCAGAUUAGGAUAGCAUUGGAGGCGUUGAAGAAGAAGUCUAUCAAUUAGGGUUGUCAAUUUUGUGGCUAAUCUGGUAAAUGUUCUGGACAAUCAAUUAGGGUUAUCUUAGGGUUAAUUUUGUUGGUAAUCUGGUACAUGUUUUGGAUAUGUUCUCUUUUUUAUUUAUGCAGUGAUUUUGCGGUUAUCUUAUGAUCAUUUGGUUUAACAACUGCUGAUUUAUGAUGAAUGUAUUAUGAGUUUUUCAUAUGAAAUUAUUAUGGUUGUUUGA
Messenger RNA from Vicia villosa (hairy vetch), 1559 nucleotides. Its product is annotated as GLABROUS1 enhancer-binding protein-like. The record is from RefSeq and is a predicted model, not a curated record. Bases 125 to 1339 code for a protein of 404 amino acids. Gene Ontology annotation, biological process: regulation of DNA-templated transcription. Lineage: Eukaryota; Viridiplantae; Streptophyta; Magnoliopsida; Fabales; Fabaceae. Gene Ontology annotation, cellular component: nucleus. The transcript has a single exon.